Messenger RNA from Notothenia coriiceps (black rockcod), 2410 nucleotides. RefSeq names its product pannexin-1-like. The annotation marks the transcript as partial. Gene Ontology annotation, cellular component: plasma membrane. Gene Ontology annotation, molecular function: wide pore channel activity. The record is from RefSeq and is a predicted model, not a curated record. Lineage: Eukaryota; Metazoa; Chordata; Actinopteri; Perciformes; Nototheniidae. Gene Ontology annotation, biological process: positive regulation of interleukin-1 production; cell-cell signaling; monoatomic cation transport. The transcript has 6 exons.
UGGAGGCAGGCUGUGUAUGUGGACUCGUACUGCUGGGCAACUGUGCACACACACACUCUACCUCUGUGGCUGCACAAGUUCUUCCCGUACAUCCUGCUGCUGGUGGCGGUGCUCAUGUACGUCCCGGCCCUCUUCUGGAGGUUCACUGCGGCCCCCCUCCUGCAGUCAGACCUCAGCUUCAUCAUGGAGGAGCUGGAUCGCUGCUACAACCGCGCCGUCACUCUGGCCAAACGCCUGGCCACCGCAGGCCUGCUCGGCCCCGACAGCGACCCCACUGACGGAUGUUUUAACUACCCUCUGGUGGAGAAGUUUCUGAUGACUAAGCGCUUCUCGCGCUCCAUGCUGUUUUACUACCUGCUGUGCCGGGGGCUGACUCUGGUCACCCUGCUGUGUGCCUGUGUGUACCUGGGCUACUACCUGCGCCUGGCCUCCGUCACCGACGACUUUGGCUGCGAGUUGCGGGUGGGGCUGCUGGCCUCGGACCCGGGGGUCCCGGAGAAGGUGCAGUGUAAGCUGAUUGCUGUGGGGGUCUUCUCUCUGCUCAGCUUGGUGAACUUGGUCCUGUUCAUUGCACUGGUUCCCGCAGUGAUCUAUGCCAGUCUCCGCCCCCUCUUCUGCAAUGGACAUGCCCGCUUCCUGGAAACCUACCAAUCACUGCCCACCGUGAGCAUCCUGCCCGCCCCCAGCAGCUGCUGGGACGACCUCUCUCUGUAUCUGCUCUUCCUGGAGGAGAACAUCAGCGAACUCAAGUCCUACAAAUACAUCAAGGUGCUGGAGCUGCUGAGGAGAGAGUGCUCCGGAGAGGACUUCGAUGCCAUGGGGCUGCUGCAGACUCUCUGCCUGGUGAAGAUGGACACUGUGGAUGGGAACAAGCAGGGGGGCGCUGCAGGCAAACAGGAUGCAGUAAGGAACUCUGGCAGCAGCCCCUCAGCUGCCAACAGCUCCAGCUGUCCCAACUCCAACCCAGACCCCCACAGCAAGAGGGGGACCCAGAUGAGAGAGCUCACUCCUCUGCUGCCAGGAAACGACCUGACGGGGGGAGGCGGCCACCACGGGGGGGCUGUCCGCCAGCGAGCGCAGUGAUGCUGCACUGAAAUCAUCAGCAUCUCAUCUUCUACCUUCUUCAAACAAAUGUUUAUGUUAUCAAGGAAGAGUAGAGGCGUGUGAUCCUCCUGUGGGGACAGCUUUCAGGAAUCACUUAAUUUGUCAUUCAAACAAUUUUGGAGUUUCAGGAUAAAGCCCUACAGUACUAAGAUCCCACUGUUCUGACCCCCUAUGAAUUGUGGGAUAUUAUCUCGUCAGACUAAUGAACUAUUAACUACUAUUAGCUAUUGCUGCCAAUUUGAAAUGCCAUGAUGUCAUAUAUAUUAUUUUCAUGUUAAUUCAGAUAUUAGGUGCGUGUUUUUUUAUGAUCCUCUUAAAUAUUGCCUGUUGCUUCAAAUGUUAAUCACAUGUCUGAUAUAUUUCCUGAGUACUUUAAAUAAAGCAGGAUAGUGAGUGUGCAGUAGAGCCGGCUGCCUUAACCUGCAGGAUGUGUCUAACACCAUGCGUCAACUUUACAUUCAAACUCAGAGUAUGAAAUGGUCUAAAUUGCAGUUGUACAGUUCCCUUCAAAAAGAAGAGGUGAUAUUUAUUUGCACUGUCAUUGUGGGAUUAUGUACUUUUGAUGAGAUUGAUGAUCACAUUUCAAGACUCUGCCGCGGUACUACAGAGGAACGCAGUGAAGCAGCUUUAUUUCAGAGGAGAGUUCUCAAUGUUUUGUUUCUUUGAAUAGUUUAUUCAAAUAAGUUGUUUUACAUGUCACGCUACAGCUAACAGCAGUACAAACACAAGCUUUGUGACAUUUAUCCAUUUUUCAACAAGAAUGCUUCAAAUUGUUCAUUCCUAAUAAAUGUCAAUAAGUAUAAGGCAACAGCACAUCAAAGGUAAGAGCUCAAAGGAUAUUCAGCUUUAUGUUGAUCCAUGGGAAUUCAUUUAUUCUUUUUAGAUGUUUGGAUGUCUCCACCUGGAAUUGAACAUGUACAGCUUGUUGGGGAUCUCAGGGACACUCACAUGACAGUUUACUCUUCUACUUUGAGCCUCUUCCACUGCUUGUAUAUAUGAACUGCACUAAGUGGAAAGAUUUUUACAUAUCAUGAAAUUGCUGGGGUUAUAUCUCUUUUUUGUGUUUUUUGUAUCACUUUUCUGCAUUUCUUUUUUACAUGAUUGGGUCCAAUUUCUGUGCAUUUGGCCAUUUGAAUGUAAAGUCUUGGAAAGAUACUGAUGCUUGUUGUUCUAUGAGAAAACAGUGUUUCAUUCCUGAUGUGACUUUUUGCUGCUGGAAACUGCUAUAGGUCAUGUGAGAUGCCAUGAAUGUUCAUUAUGACACGUGUAGGACUGUGCAGCCUAAGAAAUAAAUAUGGUAGAUUUA